Molecule: messenger RNA, 1585 nt
Organism: Adelges cooleyi (spruce gall adelgid)
Lineage: Eukaryota; Metazoa; Arthropoda; Insecta; Hemiptera; Adelgidae
Product: glycoprotein 3-alpha-L-fucosyltransferase A-like
Exons: 5
Coding region: 254-1498 (414 amino acids)
Cellular component (GO): membrane
Molecular function (GO): alpha-(1->3)-fucosyltransferase activity
Source: RefSeq, a predicted model, not a curated record
GUUAGGUCGGUAGAGGUUUGCGUUCCCUAAAAUCCACAGUUGUACAAAUAACAAGUGCGAUACAGUGAACUUAAAUAGUCCACUAGUCGACUUUCCAUAAAUAGUCGAUUUUGUUCGUGAAGUGGUGGCGUAUGUGAUUUUUGUUCAACUAAAGAUUUUACAGUAUUUCAGAGCAUAUACAAUGAUUUUUUGAACAUUUUAAUUCCAAUUGUUAGGGCAUAGGUAUUAGCCAUCUUAUUACAAUCUAAGUGCGAUGGGAUCAUUUUGUAAAUGCAUUGCACGACAGCCGUUAAUAGUGCGACGACUUGUAUGUAUCGGUGUGAUAAUUUUUUUAUGUUUGGUGGUUUUAAGGAUUUUUCACCAAACUCAAAGCUAUGAAGUCACUUUCAAAAAUCCCUGGAGAUUAAAUGAAGACGUCAUGAACAGACUUCGGGCAAAAAGUACAAGUAAGCGUUUGGUAUGGCCAGAAGAACUGCCUUACGGCGACAGGAUAAUAGAACAAAUUUUGUACGUGCCGGAUACCUACAAAAAAGAAACAGCAAAACUAAAAACUAUUUUGCUCUAUAAUGGAAUUGGCAGUGAUUGGGAGAUACCUAGACUUGAUCAAGGAGAGUUCUUAGAUUGUCCAGUGAGCAGAUGCUCACUUACUGUUGACAAAUCUUUGGCGCCAACAGCUGAUGCUAUACUAUUCAGACAUAGUUACGAGCGACCUCAACAUAAAAGGAAUCCAAAUCAAAUUUGGAUUAUUUAUUAUACCGAAGCACCGUACUCGAACACAGUAAUCCCGGACACCGAUCGAGACAUGUUUAACUGGACGGCCGUUUACCGGAUGGACAGCGACAUACCGAAUCCUUACGCGUACUGGUACAAGUACGACGAACGGGAGAUGCAAAGGCUGUCCCCGUCGCCUUCUACGAGGAACUUCGCUCAGGGGAAAACCAGACAGGUCGCUUGGUUCGUCUCGAACUGCAAUGCAAACAGCGAUCGAUUAGAAUACGCCAACGAGUUGGCCAAGUACAUACCGGUCGACAUUUUUGGUGAAUGUGGUCCGUUGAUAUGUCCCAGAUCAGAGGCAGACCUAUGUGCUACCAUGUUGCAAAAAUCUUAUAAGUUUUACUUGGCUUUCGAGAAUUCACGCUGUUCGUACUACAUUACCGAAAAGUUGUUCGCGUUGUCUUUCUACCACGACGUGCUCCCCGUUGUUCUGGGAGCGCCCAAAAAGCACUACGAGUUGGUGGCGCCCAAACAUUCGUUCAUACACGUCGACGACUUCGAAUCACCUCAACGAUUGGCCGCUUAUCUACACGAAUUGGACCGAAACGACACCCUGUACAACGAAUACUUCAAAUGGCAAGGCACCGGGGAAGUGAUUUCCGGCGUAACUAAUACAAUGUUUUACUGUCGUCUUUGCACCAUGUUACACGACGAAAACCAUCCGCCAAAGCAUUACUCCGACAUCAACGAGUGGUGGAGAGGACCGGGCGUUUGUCUUCCCUAAAAUAUUGUACGAUUAAGACUUAACGGAGGGCGACAAAUUAAAAAAAAAAAAAAAGUUAAAUAUUUUGCUCUAUAACUUUCAAUUAAA